This is a messenger RNA of Knipowitschia caucasica, 2511 nucleotides long. NCBI's taxonomy places the organism in Eukaryota, Metazoa, Chordata, Actinopteri, Gobiiformes, Gobiidae. The record is from the annotation of a GenBank genome assembly.
AUGUGUCGGCCGUAUGUGACCGUGGCGUUCUGGAUCCUCCUCGUGGGACAUGUGUUGCCCGUCCUGCCCGUCCUGCCCGUCCUGCCCGUCCAGCCCGUCCUGCCCGUCCUGCCCGUCCAGCCCGUCCUGCCCGUCCUGCCCGUCCUGCCCGUCCUAACCGUCCUAACCGUCCUGCCCGUCCUGCCCGUCCUAACCGUCCUGCCCGUCCUAACCGUCCUAACCGUCCUGCCCGUCCUGCCCGUCCUGACCGUCCUGCCCGUCCUGCCCGUCCUGCCCGUCCUGCCCGUCCUGCCCGUCCUAACCGUCCUGCCCGUCCUGCCCGUCCUAACCGUCCUAACCGUCCUGCCCGUCCUAACCGUCCUAACCGUCCUGCCCGUCCUGCCCGUCCUGCCCGUCCUGCCCGUCCAGCCCGUCCUGCCCGUCCUGCCCGUCCUGCCCGUCCUGCCCGUCCAGCCCGUCCUGCCCGUCCUGCCCGUCCUGCCCGUCCAGCCCGUCCUGCCCGUCCUGCCCGUCCUGCCCGUCCUGCCCGUCCUAACCGUCCUAACCGUCCUGCCCGUCCUGCCCGUCCUAACCGUCCUGCCCGUCCUAACCGUCCUGCCCGUCCUGCCCGUCCUGCCCGUCCUAACCGUCCUGCCCGUCCUGCCCGUCCUGCCCGUCCUAACCGUCCUGCCCGUCCUGCCCGUCCUGCCCGUCCUGCCCGUCCUAACCGUCCUGCCCGUCCUGCCCGUCCUAACCGUCCUAACCGUCCUGCCCGUCCUGCCCGUCCUGCCCGUCCUGCCCGUCCAGCCCGUCCUGCCCGUCCUGCCCGUCCUGCCCGUCCUGCCCGUCCAGCCCGUCCUGCCCGUCCUGCCCGUCCUGCCCGUCCUGCCCGUCCUAACCGUCCUGCCCGUCCUGCCCGUCCUAACCGUCCUAACCGUCCUGCCCGUCCUGCCCGUCCUGCCCCCCGUCCUGCCCGUCCUGCCCGUCCUGCCCGUCCUGCCCGUCCAGCCCGUCCUGCCCGUCCUGCCCGUCCUGCCCGUCCAGCCCGUCCUGCCCGUCCUGCCCGUCCUGCCCGUCCUGCCCGUCCUAACCGUCCUAACCGUCCUGCCCGUCCUGCCCCCCGUCCUGCCCGUCCUGCCCGUCCUGCCCGUCCUGCCCGUCCAGCCCGUCCUGCCCGUCCUGCCCGUCCUGCCCGUCCUGCCCGUCCUGCCCGUCCUAACCGUCCUGCCCGUCCUGCCCGUCCUAACCGUCCUAACCGUCCUGCCCGUCCUGCCCGUCCUGCCCGUCCUGCCCGUCCUAACUGUCCUAACCGUCCUGCCCGUCCUAACCGUCCUGCCCGUCCUAACCGUCCUGCCCGUCCUGCCCGUCCUAACCGUCCUGCCCGUCCUGCCCGUCCUGCCCGUCCUAACCGUCCUGCCCGUCCUGCCCGUCCUGCCCGUCCUGCCCGUCCUAACCGUCCUAACCGUCCUGCCCGUCCUGCCCGUCCUGCCCGUCCAGCCCGUCCAGCCCGUCCAGCCCGUCCUGCCCGUCCUGCCCGUCCUGCCCGUCCUGCCCGUCCUGCCCGUCCUGCCCGUCCAGCCCGUCCUGCCCGUCCUGCCCGUCCUGCCCGUCCUGCCCGUCCUGCCCGUCCUAACCGUCCUACCCGUCCUGACCGUCCUGACCGUCCUGCCCGUCCUGCCCGUCCUGCCCGUCCUAACCGUCCUGCCCGUCCUGCCCGUCCUGCCCGUCCUAACCGUCCUAACCGUCCUGCCCGUCCUAACCGUCCUGCCCGUCCUGCCCGUCCUGCCCGUCCUAACCGUCCUGCCCGUCCUGCCCGUCCUGCCCGUCCUGCCCGUCCUGCCCGUCCUGCCCGUCCUAACCGUCCUGCCCGUCCUGCCCGUCCUGCCCGUCCUAACCGUCCUGCCCGUCCUGCCCGUCCUAACCGUCCUGCCCGUCCUAACCGUCCUGCCCGUCCUAACCGUCCUAACCGUCCUAACCGUCCUGCCCGUCCUGCCCGUCCUAACCGUCCUGCCCGUCCUGCCCGUCCUAACCGUCCUGCCCGUCCUGCCCGUCCUGCCCGUCCUGCCCGUCCUAACCGUCCUGCCCGUCCUGCCCGUCCUGCCCGUCCUAACCGUCCUGCCCGUCCUGCCCGUCCUGACCGUCCUGCCCGUCCUGCCCGUCCUGCCCGUCCUAACCGUCCUGCCCGUCCUGCCCGUCCUGCCCGUCCUGCCCGUCCUUCCCGUCCUGCCCGUCCUGCCCGUCCUAACCGUCCUGCCCGUCCUAACCGUCCUGCCCGUCCUAACCGUCCUGCCCGUCCUGCCCGUCCUGCCCGUCCUGCCCGUCCUGCCCCAGGAGGAGGGAGGAGGAGGAGAGCGCUGGGACUGGAGCAGAAAGAGGCCGUUGUGUCUGGAGCAGGGGGGGGGGGCACAGGUGGUGUCAGGCCCAGGACGAGCAGCUGUGGGUGGGAUACAGGAGCGUCUGUGGCUGCCUCUGUGGGGCUCAGCAGCUGCCACGUGCUGGAGAGAAAUGUUUGUUUCUGUGGGCGGAGACUAG